Drosophila kikkawai is the source of this 1863-nucleotide messenger RNA. It is a transcript of the gene GluRS-m, whose product is annotated as putative glutamate--tRNA ligase, mitochondrial. Gene Ontology annotation, cellular component: mitochondrion. Gene Ontology annotation, molecular function: tRNA binding; ATP binding; zinc ion binding. The record is from RefSeq and is a predicted model, not a curated record. NCBI's taxonomy places the organism in Eukaryota, Metazoa, Arthropoda, Insecta, Diptera, Drosophilidae. Gene Ontology annotation, biological process: glutamyl-tRNA aminoacylation.
CGGCGAAGGAAGUUUCUUUAGUUUUUUAAAGAAAUGUUAAAGAUUAACCAGCGUUUCCUGCUGCGGCACUUCCUGCGCCACGCCCACAACAAGGUGCGCGUCCGCUUUGCUCCCAGUCCCACAGGACACCUGCAUUUGGGAGGACUUCGCACUGCUCUCUACAACUUCCUGUAUGCCCGCCACUUGGGUGGAAAAUUCCUGCUCCGGAUCGAGGAUACUGACCAAACGCGACUUGUGCCAGGCGCCAGUGAACGCCUAGUAGAGGAUCUGCGCUGGGCGGGCAUUGAGAUCGACGAGGGACCAGGAUUUGAAGGCGAAGUCGGACCCUAUGUACAGAGCCACAGAAGGGAAAUUUACAGUAAAGCCAUUGGAGAGCUCCUGCAGAAUGGCAGGGCCUAUCGGUGUUUCUGUACAGAGCGCCGCCUGGAUUUGUUGCGUAAGGAGGCGCUGAGAACCCGCCAAGUUCCACGCUACGAUAACAAGUGUCGGCAUCUCACGGCAACGGAAACCGAAGCACUGCUGGCCAAGGGAACACCCCACUGCAUCCGGUUCAAGCUGACAGAUCACGAAGAACCACUAGAGGACCUUAUCUAUGGGAGUGUCCAUCACAAUGUAAGCGACACAGAAGGCGAUCCGGUGGUCAUGAAGAGCGAUCAGUUUCCCACAUAUCACUUUGCCAACGUGGUGGACGAUCACCUGAUGGGCAUCACGCAUGUCCUGCGCGGAGUCGAGUGGCAAAUAUCCACCACCAAGCAUUUGCUGCUCUACAAAGCCUUUGGCUGGCAGCCACCUAAGUUUGGUCACCUGCCGCUUCUAGUGAAUGCCGAUGGCACAAAGUUGAGUAAGCGUCAGGGCGACAUAGGUAUCCAGCAUUUCCGGCAACGAGGCUACUUUCCCUUGGCCCUGAUUAAUUAUGUGGUGUCUGCGGGUGGAGGGUUCGAGCAUAGAACCAAUGCCAAGCAACAGUUGCUUAGCAUGCAGGAGCUAGGCGAGCAGUUUCAGAUUGAGAGGGUUAACUCUCAUCCUAGUAGGUUAAAUCCGGAACUUCUGGAUGAUCUGAAUCGCCUGGAAAUUGGAAAGCGCUUGAGUGGAAAAGAAAGCCGCGGGGAGUUGGUCAAGCAAGUUCAGGAUUUGGUAAAGGAAGCCUAUCCCAAACACUCCAACUUGGAUCUGGCGGAGGAUCACAUACUGGAUGUUUUAAAUUGGUCUUCCCAGCGAUUGACUCUACUCCAGGAUCUCACCAGCAGCAAGUUGAGUUUCCUUUGGGUGAAACCUUUAGAUUUUCAACUAAAAGAACUCACGCCACAGCAAUUAAAUAAUCUGUUAAAAGAACUCCACUCCCAUCAGGACUUUGCCAAGGAUCCGCUUAAUGUUAGGCUAAAAAACUUUGCCCAAACGGAGCACCUAAAGUUCCCCCUCAUGAUGAAGGCCUUAAGGGCAGCCUUGAGUGGCUUAAAAGAAGGCCCCGGCGUGGCAGAAAUGAUGGAAAUCCUGGGAAAAGCGGUAACCCUCGAAAGACUCAAAGAGGCCAUGCCCCAGGAAAGUCUUAACAUAGAACAAAAAAUAUAAUUUCGAUUAAGUUUUGUUAUAUAUUCUGUUGUAUAUCGAUUACAUAUAUAUUUUAUAUUGAUAACUGUUGCAAAUUUGAGAAUAAGAUCAAUGAGUAGACACACCACACUAAGAAUCAAAAUUAUGUAUGAUUAAUUCUCCGUCAGUUUCAGAAACUAAUUUCUUGUCGCUCCAUUUUUUGGCAUUUUUCUCGCUUAAGCACCACUCCUAGAUUAAUUAUUUAAACGCUAAUAAGGUCGCUUAACUAAAGUCGCGAUUGGUGAGUAUAAUGGGCGCAACCAGACUCCAGCCAUA